UUGUGGUGAAAGGUACCAAUACCUGAUUGCAGCUGGAGGAUCCAUUCCGGACUGGCAGGACAUCACAGAGAUGAAGUGGGUUUUGUGCCUGAUAGCUGCAGGUCUGUACCUGUGUUUGCAAAGCCAUGUGGAUGCUGAACCACGUUUGAGCAGAAGUGUCAUUGAAAAAGCUGUGAUUAAAGCCAAGGCCACAGUGGACUCAGCUUAUGAGUACUCCAGAAGAGAGAGUGUUGAACGUGUGAAGAGGAAUGCAGCAAAUCCUUCAGACGUCCUGCGUUUGUUGAAGCAGCCUGCUGGGCCGACUCGUAGUGCUGUGCGUGCUGCUGACUACAUGGAUAACACUGUGAAACUGAUCAAGAGGUCUCUGCUAAGACAGAAACGUUCCAUCAACGCUACAGAUCUGAUCUCUGAGGAGGACCUGCAGGUCAUUGCUGAUCUGACAGGCUGCUCUGCCCGACAUCGUGUCCCUUCUUGCAUGACAACUCCCGAUUUAGACAAGUUCCGUACUGUGAAUGGGGUCUGCAACAACAGAAAAAACACUCGCUGGGGAUCGUCCAACACACCUUUCACCCGCUGGCUCCCUGCCGAGUAUGAGGAUAAAAUCUCUCUGCCCAUAGGCUGGAGCCCUGAUAUGAAAGUCAACAGAAAACUUCUUCCUUUGGUAAGAGCAGUGUCCAACCGGAUUCUCAACACAAAGAACUCUCAAGUGGAAAGUGACCCUCUCUACACUCACAUGGUGACAAUCUUCGGCCAGUGGACUGACCACGAUCUGACCUUCACUCCUCAUUCUCCCGUCAUCCGCUCAUUCAGUAACGGCGUUGACUGUGACCAUACCUGCGAUCGCACAGAGCCCUGCUUCCCCAUUGAGAUUCCCAAGGGAGACCCCCGCUUUGGCAGUAACUCAGAAGAGUGCAUCCCCUUCUUCCGCUCAUCAGCAGCUUGUGGUUCGGGCAACACAGGGCACUUCUUUGGUGCAAGCAGUACUCGUCAGCAGAUGAACUCUCUCACAGCUUUCAUUGAUGUAGGCCAGGUGUACGGUGCAGAUGAUACCAAAGCCCGCUUCCUCCGGGAUCUGUCCUCAGAUAAGGGUCUGUUGAAGGUCAACACAAAGUACACUGACAACGGCCGUGAGCUCCUGCCAUUCGCCAAUAUGAGUGCCAACAUGUGUGCUACACGAGCUCGCAUAACUAAAGACAGCAAUGCGCAAGAGGUCCCCUGUUUUGUGGCUGGUGAUGAGCGAUCCAACGAGAACAUUGGUCUGAUUUCUUUACACACACUGUUUUUGCGUGAACACAACCGUCUGGCACGAGCUCUGGCCAAACUCAAUCCUCACUGGAAUGGAGAAAGACUCUACCAGGAGGCACGCAAGAUCGUGGGAGGAUACUCUCAGGUCAUCACUUUCAGAGACUAUCUACUUCACAUCGUUGGUCCAGACUUCAUUGCCAAGCAGCUGUCCACCUACCCUGGUUAUGAUGAAAACGUGGACCCCAGCAUCUCUAAUGUGUUUGCCACAGCAGCCUACAGAUUUGCUCAUGUGAUGGUUCAGCCUUUUAUGUUUCGUCUUGAUGAGGAGUACAAGGAGCACCUUGACUAUCCCAGCCCAUUGCUGCACAGAGCCUUCUUUACACCAUGGAGAGUCGUCUUUGAAGGUGGUUUGGACCCAAUCCUGAGGGGUCUAGUGGGUCGCAAGGCCAAGCUGAACACACAGGAUCACAUGAUGACUGAUGAACUGAGGGAAAGGCUGUUUAAAUUCUCUGCUGAGCUGGCACUGGAUCUGGGAUCUCUCAACAUGCAGAGAGGCAGAGACCAUGGACUCCCUGGCUACAACAAAUGGCGGAAGUUCUGUGGGCUGUCACAACCAAAAAAUAAGAAACAGCUGGAUAAAGUACUGAACAACUCAGAACUGGCCAAAAGUCUGCUGGAUCUCUACGGCACACCUGACAACAUUGAUGUGUGGUUGGGAGGAGUGGCUGAGCCAUUUGUCCGUGGAGGAAGAGUGGGACCUUUGUUUGCUUGCCUGAUUGCCACACAGUUCCAGAGAAUCCGACAAGGAGAUCAACUUUGGUGGGAGAAAAAGGGAGUCUUCACCGGGGCCCAGAGGGAGUCCCUGCAGCUGACGUCACUUGCCCGCAUCAUCUGUGACAACACUGGUAUCACUGAAGUACCAGAGCAGCCGUUCCAAUACCAGACCAAGACCCAUUACACUAAAUGUAGUAAAAUCGCUGCCUUUGACCUCACACCAUGGAAGGAGAAUACUGAGUAGAAAUCCUCUCUGUGCAGUCUGACUAAAAACACCUACAUCCUGUUGUGUAUGAGGAGAGGAGAUGUCACACUGCUGCAGACAUCUUUAAAGUCUUGGUGACACAAAACUAGUGUUCAAAACCUGUUUUGUCUUAAGAGUUUAUAUCACUGUAAGUGCAACAUUAUAAAUGUGUGUUACUCUGUUUAAUCUAAAGGUGCAAGGUACAAUAUAUAAUAAUGUUUAAUUUUAAAUGGAACAUUGGGUAAAUUACAUUAUUUUGUCACAUUUCUGCAAAGGGUGACUUAAAAACGCCUUUUUAAACCUCUUCAAAAACCACCAUAAAAAUAUGAUCAAACUCAACCUCAAUGUUUUUUAUUUUAAUGUUUCAUAAUGGUCGAAUCUAUGCACACGUGUUUAACCUCUACUCAGGAUUUACAGUUUUUCUCAUGCUGGACAGACAGCAGGUGAACUGAACUUAGUUUGGAUAAGUUCACCCUCAAAGGUGAGGCGUGACCCCUUCAACAAAUCAACAAAACAGUGUAGCAUUAUUAUGUUGAAACCAUCAAAGACAUGUCUGACACUUUGUAUCUAUAACUGUAUGACAUAGGAACAAUUUGUAGCUCAACCACACCGUGCAUGAACCGCACCUUAGCCAAUGCAUUGUCAUCCUACCUGACAAAUUAACCUCUCUUUAGCCUUCAUAAUGCACCCUGAUAUUUAAAAGGCCAAAGAGGUAAGUGUAUCCUGCAUACAGCUUGGCAAUCUGGAUUUGAAAAUGUUGGCUUGCCAUAAAUUACCAAACAUUACACAAAAGGAAGCUAGAGUAAUUUAAGAUUUAAUUAUUUUGCAACACAUUAAAAAAACACAAGCUGUCUUUAUAUGCGGACGACCUGCUACUUUAUCUGUCCGAUCCCUGCACAUCUAUUCAUAAAGCAGAAAUUGGAGAGAUUUCAAGCUACAGAAUCAACUAAGACUUUGCUUUUCCCUAUUAACGACCAGUCUCGACAGAUUUCUUUUGAAGGCAUUUGAGACACUUUUACCUAUCAGUAAUUCGUAAAUACAGUGAUUUAUUCACGCAUAACUUUAAACCAGCCCUGGAGAGGGCCAAACAGGACCUUAUCCGUUGGCCUAUAUCAAAGGGUAAAUUCUGUCAAGAUGGUAAUUAUGCCCAGGUUCUUAUUCUUGUUUCAUACAAUACCUGUCCCAAAGUCCUUUUUCAGAAAGCUAGAUAUAUUUACAUCCACCUUGUCUGGAAUAAGACCAUCCCACGAAUAAGGACGGCACAUCUUGAGAAACAGAAAGAGGCUUGAGGCUUAGCACAACCAAUUUAAGCAGGGCCUCACAUGUAAUCCUAUCGUGAGUGGCUCACUUCGAAUAUGGUCCCAAUGCUUCUGUAGUGUAUACAGGGCGGGUUUUUGCUAUGGGCAAUGUGGACGACCGACCAGGGCGCAAUCUAUGUGAGGGCGCACUAGCGUCAUUGUCACGUCAACUUACUGCUGAGAGUCAUACAGGUUGUGUGUGUGUC
Larimichthys crocea (large yellow croaker) is the source of this 3767-nucleotide messenger RNA. Its product is annotated as eosinophil peroxidase. The record is from RefSeq and is a predicted model, not a curated record. The coding region runs from base 71 to 2263 and encodes 730 amino acids. NCBI's taxonomy places the organism in Eukaryota, Metazoa, Chordata, Actinopteri, Sciaenidae. Gene Ontology annotation, molecular function: heme binding; peroxidase activity. Gene Ontology annotation, biological process: response to oxidative stress. The transcript is spliced from 13 exons.